Messenger RNA from Arabis nemorensis, 1308 nucleotides. NCBI's taxonomy places the organism in Eukaryota, Viridiplantae, Streptophyta, Magnoliopsida, Brassicales, Brassicaceae. The record is from the annotation of a GenBank genome assembly.
AUGUCCUUGAUGAGCUCGUCAAUGGUCUUAUGCCACUGCUUAUCAUUCACUAGCCAAAACCCAGUUCCUGAUUCAUCGUCAUCUUCUCUUCAUCACAAGCCCUGUUACUCGAUUUCGUCGGUGGGUAAGAGAAGGAAGAAUCUUUGGAGAUUUGUUCCCAGUGCGGAGAAGAAGAACAGUCAUACUGGUAAUAAUAAGAAGAGAAGAAGUUGGUGGCAGAGGUUUUUCUUUGAUGAUGAUGGGAAUUGGCUUGGUUUGAGGGACCAAGCCAUUGUUGAUGAGACAACUGAGCUUGCAAAAGAUGAUGAGAUGUCUGAUGAAGAGAAAUUCGAGAUUUGGAAGAGACGAGCAGAGGCCAUUGUGGAGCUACGGGAAGGUCAGGAGGAGAUUGGUGAUAAUGGUGUAGAUGAACGAAAUGUGAGAAAGAAAUGGGAGGAUUGGAUUGUGGAUUCAGAUGAUAGUUUAGUUGAGUCUUGGAGCAGAGAAGGAAAUGAAACCGAAUCAGAGCUCGAUGAAUUGGCUAUUCCAGAGACAGGGUUGGUUAAAAUGGUGAGGGAUAUGGUUUUAGGAGUAGAAGAGGAAGAUAUCUUAUACGAAGACCGUGUUUUUCGUUAUGCAUCUUCGAAAUCGGCAAAAUUUUUGGCGGUAUUGAUACUCAUACCAUGGGCUUUGGACUUUUUAGCUCAUGAUUAUGUACUUAUGCCCUUUUUGGAGAGAUAUGUGAAUACUGUACCACUUGCUGCCCAGGCGCUUGAUGUGAGACGAGAUCAGAAGCUAGAAAUGGUGAAGGAACUGAAUAGAGAAAAAGCUAGGUACCGUCUUGAAGUCGAGAUUGGCAAAUCUCCGCCGCUUUCUGAUGAUGAGUUAUGGUGGGAGUUGCGGGGUAAAGCCUUGGAGCUCCGAGAUGAGUGGCGAUUAGAGAACCGGAAAGCAUUUGCCAACAUAUGGUCUGAUAUGGUGUUUGGGAUCUCGCUGUUCGUUCUUUUGUACGCCAAUCAGGGUAGAGUAGCGUUGUUGAAAUUUACCGGAUAUAAGAUCUUAAACAACAUUUCAGACACAGGAAAGGCAUUUCUCAUCAUCCUUAUCACCGACAUUUUCUUGGGGUAUCAUUCUGAAUCUGGAUGGGAGACAUUGUUAGAGACAAUAAUGGAACAUUAUGGUCUUGAAGUUGAGCAAUCUACUAUCACCAUUUUUAUCUGCCUUGUUCCCGUUAUUAUGGAUGCUUGUGUUAAGCUCUGGCUGUUUAAGUUCCUUCCAAGACUGUCCCCAAGAGUUUCCAACAUUUUCCAGGAGAUGAAACGUCAUUAA